AUGAAAAAGAAUGAAAAAGAUAUACCAGAAUUAAUUUUAAAGUUGAUAAAACACUUGGAGAAUAAUCUACAGCGAAGUAUCAAAACACCAAAGACAGAAAACAAAUAUGAAGGUAGAUUACUUGCGACAACCAAUUAUGGAAUGCAUCCACCAUUUGAACAAUUUGUACCACCUUCAAAACCAAAUCGAUUUGGUCCAAUCUCUAAACAUCACACCACCCCUUCAUAUAGAAUUAGGUCACCUUUAACACCAUCCAAGGAUGAUAUAGCACUUGGACUAUACCAAGAAAAUAAUAAGGAGUAUCUUUUAAUUCAUGUUCCAAAUAUUUCAAACAUUAUGGAAACGAAUGAUUUUAUUAAUGGUUGGGCUGCUAAAAGAGGACAAGCUGUAGAACUGUCAAAAUCAAUAGUUCCAAUGAUACCAUUUGUAUUAACGGAUUAUAUUAGAAUGAAACCAAAUAUAUCAUCGAAAUGUUGGACAUUCCAAAUUGAAUUGGACAAGAAAACCCGUGGAAUCAAGACUGAUCCCGAGACUAUGGAAAUAUCGCAUUUCAAACUAUACCCAUCCAAAGUGGAUAAUAUAGUGAUGGUAGACUCCCCUACAGACAUGCCACCCCAACAACUACAACAGAUACAUCGCAUUUUAAAGAUGAGAAAUGGUAGUCGUACACAAUCACUCUUUUCAUCACCAGACUAUCGUGGUCGAUAUGUCUAUAAUAGCGAGACUGAUAGUCACGAGUUUGUAGCUUCGUGUUUGGCUAGUUUUAUGGUCACUGAAGCUACUAUUACAGCCAAUCAUCUGGCAUCUGUCUAUUGUCUUCAAAACAAACUAUCCAUUCCACAUAUUGGUCAACCCAAUCCAAAUCCAUCUCAGUUUCGCAUUGAAACACUCGGACGUGUUUACAACCAGAAAGCCGUUUUACACGAGUACUCUAAACUCUAUCGUCCAGAUAAAAUCACACUUUCCAACCAACGCCACUUCACAUACAACCUAUCUACAUACACUGGGUUUGCAUCACCCUCUUCCUACUAUCUCGACAUUUUCGUUCAAAAACAAAUAGCUGCAUUUCAAAUCGACCCUCAAGAAAUGGUCCUUUCCCAGGAUCAUCAAGCACUUGAAUCUUUAACCUUACAUCUUGAUAACUCAAUGAAAAGAAUUAGAGAUUAUAAUGAUAAAAUUAAAUAUAAAAUAUUAACAGAUAAUUUGAAACUAUCCAACAAACCAAUAGAAGGAUACAUGUUACCUGUAGAUGUCAACAAUGAACUCGUUCAAGGGUUCUUUAUCCCAUCGAUUGGAUUAUCUGUAAAUGUUUCAUUAUCUGAACCGAUGAAACCCAGCCGACGACUACAUAAAAUUAAUAUUGAUUCUAUCAUUGAAUAA
This is a messenger RNA of Cavenderia fasciculata, 1380 nucleotides long. RefSeq lists its product as uncharacterized. The transcript is spliced from 4 exons. The record is from RefSeq and is a predicted model, not a curated record. Gene Ontology annotation, molecular function: RNA nuclease activity; RNA binding. NCBI's taxonomy places the organism in Eukaryota, Evosea, Eumycetozoa, Acytosteliales, Cavenderiaceae. The coding region runs from base 1 to 1380 and encodes 459 amino acids.